Cimex lectularius (bed bug) is the source of this 4630-nucleotide messenger RNA. RefSeq lists its product as uncharacterized. The transcript is spliced from 4 exons. Bases 890 to 3313 code for a protein of 807 amino acids. Lineage: Eukaryota; Metazoa; Arthropoda; Insecta; Hemiptera; Cimicidae. The record is from RefSeq and is a predicted model, not a curated record.
GCAUAAAAAAAAAAAUUUCUUUCCAAUUUUGUCGAUAAUGUGUGACGACCAACAUUAUUGGCCGUCUGUCAUUUUUUUUGUCAUUUUUAACGGCUGAUUGAUUCUAAGUCAAACAGGGUGCCAGUGUUUAAAAAAUCUAUAGACUCAAUUGUCAAAAAUGUGUGACGACCAACACUAUUGCCCCUCUGUCGUCACACAUCUUUUAACCCUCUAAGCCAAACUGGGUGGCCGUAUAUAAAAAAAUCUUCUUUUUUUCAAUUGUCAAUUGUAAACAAUGUGUGACGACCAACAUUAAUCGCCAUAUGUCACACAUUUUUUUGUAAUUUCCAACGGCUGAUUCUAAGUCUAACUGAAUGACAGUCUAUUAAAAAAAUCAAUAAAUCUUGGACUGUCAAUAUUGUUAUGAAUGUGUGACGACCAACAGUUUUGCCCAUCUGUCGUCAAACAUUUUUUUUAAAGGCUGAUUCUAAGUCAAACUGGGUGGCUGUGCGAAGAAAAAAUCUACAAUUGACUUUUUUAAUUUUGCCAUUAAAUAGAAAAGAAGAGUACGUUGCUGAAUGUGUGACGACCGACAUCAUCGCCUGUCUAGGUCCAAAACAUACCAGGAAGAAGACUUUUUCGUACGCCUUUCCCUUACGACUCGUCCUUCGUCCUUCUGCCACCUGUGCGUCUUAUGGCGGGGGGUCCGCCACGCCCCGCUACGUCGGAGUGGCAUCCAGUGGCCCGCAGAACGCCGUCGGGGCAGGUGGAUGAGAACAAGUGUCCGGGAUCGUGUGUGCCUGUGUCUGUGAAAGUGGGCCGUUACGCGAUCGUCGGACCACGUCCAACCGACUCCCAAUCGGAUUUAAUUUCGAAAAAAAGCCAAAGAUGAAAGCUUGAACCUGGCAGGAUGCGGUCCGUCCUCCCGGACGUCUGCCCCGAGCCGGGGGCCGAGUCGGACGCCACAGACUCCUCUCUGAGCCCAAGGUGCGAAAAAGAGGGCAAAAUCCUGUCUAGGAAGAAGGAGUCGAGCGACAGCGGGAAAGACUCGGAAGAGGAAGACGCCAUGGAAGAGGAGGAGGACUUCGAGGACUGCGAAGAGUACGAAGAAGUUCCCGGUUGGAACUACCUCCAGACGAUCGAAGAGGAAGAGGAGGACUUGGAAGAUGAAGACUCCGGCAACGAUUCGGACGUCGAAAAGACCGAAUUGGAGACUUUCGAAAUGCUGGAGCAGAUGUGCGAGGAGGAAGCGAGGAAGGCGAAGGAGAAGGGUGAGAGGGGCAGGAUCGUCAGCUACCACGAGUACAAGAGGGUGAAAGGGUCCAAAGACGAUGAGGACUACGAGAACCAGCUCGUCUUCGAGAAGGAGAUCGGCGUGAGGCUCAAAGAUUCGAAAUGGAGCGGGUCGGCGCAGAGCGGGUACGAGUUGCGCCCCCGGCCGCCCACUCUGAUCAAUAACAGCUCAGUCUUGACCGGGGGCGGCUCCAUGAAGCACGAGCCAGACUCCAAGAUCAAAUCCGCCCUCAAGAGGGCUUCGUCCAAGAAGAGGAAGAAGCACAAAGUACAGUUCGACGAGUCGCUCAACAAGUUCUUCGACGCUGACUACGUCAUACUCAUAAGGGAAGAAUGCGGGGGCGGAGGGUGCGAGUGCGGGGGCGGCGACUACUGCUACGCCGAGGACGACGACGAGGAAGAGUUACAAGCCCUAGACCUAACCCCUUUCGAUCCUCCUGUGGAAUUCGUCGACCAGCUAACCCUGAGCCCUCCGGAUGGAUACAAGGACUACUGCAUACACAGGACCUCCCCAGAUGAGUGUCACCAGGAACAGGAGGCUGAGUGGAGGCCGGAACCCCCGAAAGUCGAAGACGGGACGACCCAGACGACGCCGACGAGCGAAAACGAACAGGAUGAUGAUAACAUAGCAGGAGACAUGCCCGAGAAAAAGGAGAGGUACAUAGUGGAGACAAUAACCAUGACGACCGUGACGGAAAGGCGGAUCAUCCGGGAGACAGAAGAAGCGAGCGAGGCCGCCUCCACGGCCAAGGAGAAGGAGAAGGAGAUGACUCUCACCUUCAAGCUCGGCUCCAACUCUCUCAAACCGAAUUCAGCUUUGCGUCAGCUCUUCCCGCGCAUCGCCUCGCCACCGCCUGACAAAUCGCCAGAUUCCGACGACGAUUCGCUCCAGAGCAACUUGAUCAAGAGGACGAUCGAGAGGAACACCCUUCGCCGUAGCUUGGUACGCUACCCGGACAUUAGGAAGCGUAACCAGGCGAAGAAGAACGAAAACAGCCUCGUCGAGAGGAUAAAGAAGCUGACGUGCGACAUCGACGAAGAAGAGGCUCGCAGUUCUCCGACCGGCGAAGAAUCCAAGGAAGAAUCCAAGAUCCCCGCUUACAGGAAGAUCACUGAUAUAUUCAUAAGGAAUAAAGAACCUCAUCCCGUCGUCCUCCAAACGCCAGCUUCAGUGGAACAUCAGUAUCCUUAUUACCAGCCGUACAACCCGCCUGACCUGGGCAACGGUCUCCACAAGCCUCGUUCCGUGACGGAAGCGCGUAAGCAGUUCCUGUCCUCUCUCGCCCCUUUGGCGGCGUGCGUCACGAGCAGGGACGACACACCGGGAAGCAGGGAUUCGACGAGCACCGUAGAUACGGAAUACUCCCUUAAUGACAUAGACGACGUCUUGAAGGAGCAGAAGCCCCAGCCUGAUAUCGUAGUCGGCACCCCGGGCAAUGAGAGCGACGAGCUGGCCCUGUUCGUCCAGCAGGACGCGUCGAGGAUCGAAAGACUGAGGAAGAGGUACAACUCCGGCUCGGACGACGAACAUGACGACUACGGCUUCAACAGGCGGCCUUCAGUGCGAGGUAUCAAGCCGAGGUUCGGCUCGACGACCGAAAUCCUCCAGCAGAUGCAGUCGCAGAUGGCCCCUUUGCCGUCGGGCAGCCACAUCUCCUGGCCUUACUACGACGACAGGAACGGCUACAGGCGCUAUGAAGAGCCUCAUUUCUCCCAGAAUGUCAUACACGUCGGACAGGGGCAGAGCGUGCGGGUCCCAUACCCACCUGGGCCCGUUCAAGUCCACCUCAUACCCCAGAGGCAGGUGGUCGUCCGAGGAACGCAGACGAUAUCGACCUACUACCAGAUACCCAGGUACCCCAGGCCGGUCGUCUACUACCCGAGGCCGUCUGUCUGCAGCUCACCGACCAAGAUGAAGCUGGAACGCGGUGUGCCCGAAGGCGCGAGCUCCUCACCGCACCAGGAACAUCUCCUCCCUCCUCCGCCUCCCCCCGCCAACCAGCAGGUCGACCAGCCGAUGAUGUACGCCAUGAACGUCUGACAUCAGUGUAGCUACUACUAUCAGUAGCAUACGGACGAUCUUGUCUGAAAAAAACAAACCACAAACGGACUGAAGUACCGCACAAGAUGAUUUCAGGGUACUUUAUAACCCCCAAAACAAACCCCUUGCUGCGUGCUUUUUUUUUCUCAAACCAAAGCACUAAUUAAACAAGCAUACUCGUAGAGUUUCGCCUAACCAAAGAGAACAUUGUAACAUGAAAACAGGACACGUUGGAAAAAAUUUAACGUUCAAACAUUCUUUACAGGUUAUGUGACGUAGAACAACUUUAUGACUUAGCUCUUGAUAUGGCAGGUUGUGUAACAGCUCGCCAAAUGGAUGGUUGUAUGACGUUACUCGCAAUAGCAUGUUUUGUAGUAACAUCGAUCGUGUUAUAAGAAGGUAAUGUGACGUAGAAAGUAAUAUGACAGAUUGAUGACGUAGUGAGUUUUAUGGCAGGCUGAUAACGAAGCUCGUGUUUAACUGGUUAAUAAUAGCUCUUGGCAGGUUGUGAUGACCAAUUCGUCAUAUGUCAGGUUGCUGGUGAUAUGACAGGUUGAUGACGUUGUGCGUUUUAUGACAGGUUGAUGACGUAGCUUACGUUAUGGCAGGUUUUGUGAUGUACCUCCUGUUAUGUCAGGACAAUGACGGCUCAUGUUAUGGCGGGUUGAUCACACAGCUCGUCUUAUGUCAGAUCGAUAACGUACCUCGUGUUAUUGGAUGCUGUGAUGACGUAGCUCGUGAUGUGGGAGGUUGUGCUGACGUAGCUCGUCUUAUAUCAGGUUGUGCUAACGUAGCUCGUCUAACAAAGUUGUGAGGUAGCUUGUGAUAUUGCAGGUUCUGUAACAUACCUCGUCUUAUAAGAAGUUUACAUGACGUAGAUCCUGAUGUGACAUAUUAUAUUUAUACGGGAGGUUAUGCGACGUAAGUCUUGUUAUAGCAGGUUAUGCUGCUACGCGUUCUUUCUUGUUUACGUCACCUUCGAACUUGUGUUUGCAGGUUUUGCUACUCCCCGAGGCAUUGUUACUGUUCGUCCGCCAUUUUUCUCGCGGCCUCCUCGAUCCCCCCACCUACAGGCCUAGGAAAAAUAUGAUUGUUCUCGUUUUUGUUAUUUUUCACCCAAUUACCUCAGUCUGAGACCAAAUUAGAAAUGAAAAUAUUUAAAAUUUUAAAUUAUAUAUAUACAUAUAAAUAGAUAAUUUAUUAGAACGUUAUUUUAACAAUUUGUUUGUCAAUAAUAAUUGGGAGGGGGGAUUUUUUUCUUCCAUAUUAGUUAUUAUAGAUACUUUAUUUUUCUACUUAAAAAAUAAUUAAUUAAUG